AUGCAUCAUCCACACAUCGUAUUGCCCGUAUCGAGUGCGACGUCCAAGUUGGAACAGGAGGGAGGUGAAGAAACCGGGCAUGCUGUGGAAGAAGGCGUAACAAGCUCAAAGUUGGACUCGAUGUAUGUCGGGUCCAUCAUUCGCACCGAGUCGACAGGCAAAUGUCUCGGACUCGAAGACGAACCAGACAAACGACAGAGUCCAGGUGAAGCCCAUGAGGUUGCGGCUGCAAUGGCGAAACAAAAGGAAACAAACGCCAGAAACACACUCAAGACGCCAACCGUCCAUCCGUCAAACGGUCAAAUGCGACUUCAGACCCUGCAACCGUGA
Messenger RNA from Sporothrix schenckii 1099-18, 330 nucleotides. RefSeq lists its product as uncharacterized. The transcript has a single exon. Bases 1 to 330 code for a protein of 109 amino acids. NCBI's taxonomy places the organism in Eukaryota, Fungi, Ascomycota, Sordariomycetes, Ophiostomatales, Ophiostomataceae. The record is from RefSeq and is a predicted model, not a curated record.